This is a messenger RNA of Penicillium brevicompactum, 1053 nucleotides long. Its product is annotated as putative proline utilization protein PrnX. Lineage: Eukaryota; Fungi; Ascomycota; Eurotiomycetes; Eurotiales; Aspergillaceae. The record is from RefSeq and is a predicted model, not a curated record. The transcript has a single exon. Gene Ontology annotation, cellular component: cytoplasm. Bases 1 to 1053 code for a protein of 350 amino acids.
AUGCAUGUACUCUCUGAGCCAGAUGUCUCCAGUGUCUUCCGCGGUUUGACUAAGGAGAAAUGCCACACCUUUAUUGAGGCUCUCGGAGACGCUUUGAUUAGUAUCUCACGGGAGUCAAAGCCGAGUUUCCCAGCGUCGGACAAGCAAAUCCAUCAACCUCUCCGCACAGUCUUCACAACCAGCAAAAACAACAGCUGCAUCUUCAUGCCAAUCUCCGAUACCGUGUCAACUGGUAUCAAAGUUGUGACUGUCGCCGCUGGUGGUAUUCAAGGCGUCAUCAAUGUGUUUAAUCCGGAGGGACGCCUCCAAGGCCUCCUCGCCGCCGCCGAGAUAACAGCCUUCCGCACCGCCCUGGCAACUAUGACACUCCUAGUCCGUGUGACGACCAUCCGCAAAGACCAUGUUCUUGUUCUCGGCUCUGGUCGUCAGGCAGAGUGGCAUGCCCGACUCGCACUACUCCUUUAUCCCGAACAAGUGCGUAGGGUUAGCUUUGUGAACCGUGGAGCGAAGAGACUCGCAGAUAUAGAGCGCGAUGUCAUCUCCGAGCUGCGGGGCAGUUACCCCAAUGUUGUUUUCUCGACACUUGCCAAGGAGGGCACAGAUGACUAUCAACAGCGACUUGGAGAGGAGCUUGCGCUUGCGGAUGUCAUUUUCAGUUGCACUCCUUCAAUCGAGCCAAACUUCUCAUUUGCAGAGUUGCAAAAGGUACCUAAGCAAAGAUUUAUUUCCCUUAUCGGCUCAUAUAAGCCACCUAUGCAUGAGAUUGACACGGAUACACUGCUCUCUGGUGGCAAGGUCUAUGUUGAUUCUAAGUCUGCUUGCCUUGAGGAAUCUGGGGAGUUGAUUACAGCUGGGCUUGGGGAGGAUGAUCUGAUUGAGAUGGGCGAUCUCUUGGGGGAUGGGACUAUUGUGAAUGAUACACUUGAUGUUCCGAAUGGGCACAAUGUGGUAUAUAAAUGUGUUGGAAUGGGUUUGAUGGAUCUUGUCAUUGGAAAGAAGGUGCUUGAUGUCGGGGCUGAAAUGGGGCUUGGCACACAUGUAGAGGGCUUCUAG